Caenorhabditis elegans is the source of this 2426-nucleotide messenger RNA. RefSeq names its product Trichohyalin (gene F48E3.9). Lineage: Eukaryota; Metazoa; Nematoda; Chromadorea; Rhabditida; Rhabditidae. The transcript is spliced from 14 exons. The record is from RefSeq and is marked reviewed. The coding region runs from base 416 to 2251 and encodes 611 amino acids.
AAAUUCCAGAUCUGUAGAAACUAGCGAGUUAACAGGUAAUCGGAACUAUGGUGUCUUGAACAAUAUUUGAAAGUAUUCGAAAUAGUGUACAUAUUUUGUGAAACUAAAUACUAUCAAACGAUAUCCUACUCAACUCUGAAAUGUUCAUACAGUGUAUUAACACCUGCGCGACAACGCUUCACCUCUCUCAUUUAAAUGAAUCCAAAUGAUUAGUCGCUGGAGAUUAUUAGGAUAUGCUACUAACGGAGCUUUUAAAUAAUGGCGGGUUCUCCCUACCCGCGUCACCAUAGAAACCGAGCGGACUCGUGCCGGCUGGUGUUCUCCCUUCGUCCGCCUUCCGCGACUCAACUCAUUUCCGUGUCUCCUCUAAUAUUUUCCAACGACCACAUCUAUAUCUAUUGCUUAUCUCCAAUAAAUGUCGUUGGCAAUUAAAGGAAAAGCGGCUCAUAUUGUUCCAAGACAAAGGCAGAGCCAAGGAAGUCACGGAAAAGCUGAUCAUAGUUCAAGGAAGCAAUCUGUCGAUUCCGCGUACCACAAUUCUAAUGAGAUUUCCAAUCUUACUGACCAAUACGCACAAAGCCUCCAACAACAAAUACAACUUUUGCAGAUUGAAAAUGCAUUUUUAAAAGAACAGCAAGUAAAAAGAGAAGAAAAUGAACAAGAGAGAAUAAGAAAUAUCGAAAUGGAGGAGCAAUACAGAGCCGAUAAGUUCCGGCAAGAGCAACAAGCUAAAGAGUUUGAAGAUCUUCAACACAGAAGAGAAUCGGUUUCUCAGAUAAACCAGUCUAGGCGUGGGACGACUACUCAAAUUUUGGCCAGAGGAAAUGAAGUUUCAAUAAAUGGGGAAACUUGGUGCCAACUUCCACCUCACCACCCACCGAUUCCAGCUAUUAUUAGCGAUCGAUCUCAGUAUUCACAACGAAUUGGGAGAGACAGGAGUGCCUACGACUAUUACCAUCGAGAUCGACGCGAAUAUAGUGUACCCUGCUUUCCUCGUUCUCGCCAACCUAGUUCAAUGAGAGAGCGUUCAUUCGUUAUGAACCAGACCUUUGAACGCGAGGAGUCCAUGAUGCAAGAUUUGGAAGAUGCAAUCGAAAAGAACAGUCAACUUGAAAAAGAUAUUGUUGCCACAAGGGAAAGGGAAUUGGAUAAUGAAAAAGUGAUCAACUCAUUGUCAACUAGGAUAAAACUUAUUGAGAUUGAGAAAAAAGAGGAAAUUGAAUCGAUGGUGAGCGAAAAGAAGAGUCUUCUUGAAGAGCUUUUGCACAUGCAAAAAAGAAUUGAUGAGCUUGCACCAGCUUGCGCUGAGAAGGAACUGAAAAUUGUGGCAAAGGACAAUGAGAAGCUUGAUCUUUCGAAAAAGCUUCGACUUGCUAAUAGUGAUAUUUCUCAUCUCCAGACUUCAAUGAUGCAUCUCAGAGAUGAAGUGUCAUCAAAAGACAAUGAGUUAAAAUCAAUGAAUGAUGACAUUCUCUACCUGAAGAGCCAGCUUUUGAUAGUCGAAAGUGAAUCAAGAGAAUUGAAAGCGAAAGAUUUGGAAAAUCAGGAAAGGAUUCAUGCAUAUAUUCAACAAACAAGAGAAUACGAACUCACACAAAUCAACGAUAAAAAGCUCAUCGAUAAAGUGAUUGAAGAGAACUCAAGUUUGAUCAAAGAAAAUGCGAAAGUAUCAACUAAGCUCAGCCGCCUUGAAAGUGUUGAUUAUACGUAUAAGCAAAGAGAGCUGAAGGAAGCUCAAAAUAACAGCGAUUUGGUAUUGGAACUAAAAGCAGCUCUGCAACAAGAGAAGAGUUCUUCUCAUGGAAUGCUAAACAAAAUUGAAAUUAUGAGGCAAAGGUGUGAAGACUUGGAAAAAUCGAUUUUGGAUCGUGAUAAAAGUGAAGAUGAGAACAUUAUGGAAAGAAGUCGAGUUGAAAAGGAGCUCAACGCACUUCAUGCUCUUUCCAAAUCUUUGUCAUCGGAGAAUAAAAUUCUACGUGAAGAGAAAUUAAUCAAUGAAGAAAUUAUUGAUGAACUGAAAGGGAAAAUUCGUGCAUUGGAAAUGAGCAUCCGGUCAACGCAAGGUAUCUAUCAGGAGAAGGAACGACAAUGUGCCGCCAAAAUUCAAGAACUUGAAGAUGACGCGUCAAAAAAGCAUCAAAAGUAUUUAGAGUUUGAAGAAAUCUCAAAGACACUUCAUCAAAUCACCGCCUUGCUGCCUUCGAAAACAUCCGGCAUGACUCAUAUUUUGCCAAAAGAUUGCUCAAAUUAAAAUGCAUUAAACCUUUUCCGUAAAAGCCCAGUGAAACAUUUUAUUUGCUGCCAUCAAAUCUUUUGAUCUAUUUCAAUAUCUUUUUGUUAUUGUAAAUAUUUGUUUUUAAUUCAAAAAUGUUUAUUUUAAUAUGUAUAGUUUAAAUAAAGUAUAAUAUUUGAGUAUUAACAGAAAA